UAGGCGCGCCCGCCCAGCAGGCCAUGGAGGGAUGGAGGCCCGUGAAGAGAUGCCUAAGGUUUCCAACACUGUUGACAACCACGGCGGGCGGGUCCAUUCCCUGUACACAGACCCUGUACUUCAGAGGAAUCCCUAUGCCAGCCCGGAAGUCACGCACCCCCAAGGGUCCGAGUAUUCUGCGGCCCGUAACUUGCGGGAGCAUGGCCAGACCACGGAUCUGCCCAGGGAUAGGGCCAAGGAGGGCACUGGGCGCCGACUGCUGAACAUGCUGAGAAAAACUCUUAUAGGGUCAGAAAGUAAAGGACUGGAAAUAACACCUGGGGGACCAACUUUGGUGCCAUUUGGGGAUGUGGUUGGCUGCCUGGCUAUUCAUGUAAAGAACUGCAGAUAUUUUACGCCUAAGAUCAAUUUACAGCAUUACAGUAAUUUGUUCAUUCGCAUCUCUAUAAACAACGUUGUGAAAUGUACAAAAACGUGUAGUUUGCUACAUCAAAACAAUGGCAACAGCGCUAUGAUUAAGUUUAAUGAUGUGAAGUAUUUUUCUGUGCAGGUUCCCAGACAUCAAGAUGAUAAGCGGAAUAAUAUUUUCUUGGAACUAAUGCAAAAUGACACUACAGGAAAAUAUCCUCUCCUGUUAGGGAGGGCUCAGGUACACCUUUAUAAAAUAAUUAAGAAAGGAUGCUUUACUGAAGAAUUUCAUAUAUUGAAUAAAAACGCAUUUAUUUGCAGGGUGGAGGCAGAAUUUAUGUUCUCCUAUGGAAACUUUGGUUAUGGUUAUUCACAUCAGCUAAAAUCUCUUGAGAAAAUUAUCAAGCCAUCCAUGUUUAUGAAUGUUGCACCACCUCCAGAAAGAACAGAUCCUGUGACAAAUGUUAUUAUACCACAGCCAAUAGAAUAUCCAGCAUUCUUAUCCCCAGACCUGAAUGUUAGUGUUGGGAUGCCAGCUACAAUGUCUCAAUCCAAACAGCCAUUUGCAGUGCGACUUGAAAACCUUUAUCAACAACCUCGGGAAAGACUGGAAAAAAUGAAAAAAGAAUACAGAAAUCUGAAUACAUGGAUGGAAAAAUCUAACUAUUUAAAAGGAGUUCUUAACUCACAAUUGGAACAUAAGGAACCUAAGGGAAGUAAUACCAGUAAGGUACCUGAAAGCCAAUUUGAAGAGAAGCCUGAAGAUACUGUAAUAUCAGUUGUUCCUCUUAUAAAGGAGGAAGCUGAAGUGAUUCCAAGUGAGUUACUGGACAGUGAUGAUGAGAAGGGCCUGACUCUACGAGAUAAAGAUAAUUCAAGAGCUAUUGCUCCUAAAAAUGAUGAAUCAACAAAGCAAGCAGAUACUCCAUUGUCCAUUCUUCCCAGCCUGACAAUAAUAGAAGAGAACAAAAUAUCACCUUUAGAGGACUACCAAUCAGAAGCCAUGCGAUAUGGAAAAAUGAAAAACAUAUUCUUUCCACCAGAAGUAGAAAUGAAAAACAGAUAUUCAAGCAUUUUAAAAACAGACUCAUCUCCAUCUGAGGUGGUUUUUUCACAAAAAGAAUAUAUUUCACCAUCUUUCAGACCAGAAUAUAUAGAAUUCAAACCAAAAUGUCAGUUCCAGAAAUUCAGCAUGAAGGAUGGUUUUGAUCCUUUUCUAAGGAAUAUAAACAACAGAAAGUCAGUCAGAAAAAUGAAAGACAAAAAUAUGUCCAGAUGUAGAAACAUUUUAAGUGCAGAGGUUAUCGAGCUUGAAGACCAAGAUCCUCCUUACCCAACACAUUCAAAAACAGGAAGACCUACUAAUAAAAUCUGUCCCCAUGAUCCUGAUAACAUCACAGUAAUGACUUCAGACCCUAUGGAUAAGUUAGCCAGUGAUCCUGGUGUCACCACAAUAACGGCUUUAGAUACUAAGAAUAAAUUAAAGGAAAGACUACCAAAUAUAUCUUUAUCAAACUUUGAAAGAGCAUCAUCAAUGCGUGGAAAUGCUAAUGUAAAUACAUGUCACCUCUCAAAAUCAUUAAAUCUUACUUUUCAUAUAGAAAAUCUAAAGCAGUCAAUGGUGCUCAAGUCAAUUUUAGCUAAAAAUCUUCAAGACUUUUCAGAUAAAUUAUUUUCAAAACCAGAAGUUACUCUGGACACUGAAGCAAGAAAGAAAAGUCAUCGUUCUCCACUUCUAAGUGUUCAUGAUGAACCACCAAAUAGUUUGGAAGACAAAGUGUUUGAAAAUAUUCAAGAUUUAAAUAGCUGUCUUUCAACAAAAAGUAUUUUAAGUUUAAAGUCUCUUUUAUUGCAAAUAAUUAAAAAUAUUCCUGCAGAUUCACUUUCAGAAGGUGGACCGGGAAAUUCUCCAGAGGUAGAAUGAGAACUUAUCUCUGAAAAACACUUAGAAACUGGUGAGACAUAUUUUCCAAAUAAAAAAAUAAGUAGUUUCAAAAAGAAACAUUUAAAAAGAUCUCGUACCAAACCAGAUAUAAAUGGCACUGCAGAUGAUUAUGUUAUAAAGCAAAUAUUCAGUGCACCUAUCUUCACAAAGUUGCAGGUAGAAGAGAAAGAAUCCAGUGAGAUGCUGAUGAAAUUGCAGAAUCAGUUACCCACAGCUUGGGAGAGUUUAUCUUCAAACAUUCUAAUUGACUGUGAAGAAAAAGAUAAUGAAAUAGAAUUGCCACAGGCAAAAUCUGUUAUAAGCCAAAUAAUACAAGCAUUUCCUGUGGAUACUCUUUUAGAAUCUUUGAUAAUCAAAGUGAUAGAGUUAGUUAAAGAAUACCAGAAUUCUUUGCCGAAUAUGGAGACAGUCUUUGCUGAGGAAAAGCCAAAGUAUUCCCCAGAGGAUUAUUCAGAAAUCAAAGGCAAAACAGAACCUCUUUCAGAAUGAAACAUAUCCAUCAUUCCCAAAGAAACCACUUCCUUUUAAUAGAGUUGAAUUUAUAGGUGAAGGCCAAAAUAUAUCCCCACAAGUUUCAAAAUAUCAGUCAACACCAUAUAAAAAAACAGAUUUGCCAAAUAGUGGUCAGAGGUUUGAUAGAGAAGAAAAUGAUCUAAGUUCUACUUAAGAAAAUUUAGGUAAGUUGUUAAUGGGUUAUGAGUCAGAUGUAAUAUUAAAAUCGUUUUUAAAUAAUAUAUUUAAUGUUUUUUUCAAAUACAAUCAGUCUGAAAGAAGCCAACCAGCAAAAGAAUUAGAAAGACUAAUCCAACAACCUUUUCCAAACAGUACAGAAGACUUUGAAGAAAUCAUACAGAAUUUUGAUAAAGUAGAUAAA
Molecule: messenger RNA, 3227 nt
Organism: Manis pentadactyla (Chinese pangolin)
Lineage: Eukaryota; Metazoa; Chordata; Mammalia; Pholidota; Manidae
Product: cation channel sperm-associated targeting subunit tau
Source: RefSeq, a predicted model, not a curated record